UGCGGUUGCCGUUGGCUCUCCCGAGGCGGCGGCGGCGGCCGUUGCUACGGGUUGUGAGAUGCCGGGCGGAGGCCGCUGUCCCGAGUGCGGCUCGGCUGAGCUUGUGGAAGACUCGCACUAUUCGCAGAGCCAGCUGGUGUGUUCCGACUGUGGCUGCGUGGUCACUGAGGGGACCCUUACCACCACCUACAGCGACGAGGGCCACCUCCGAGAAGUCACGUAUUCCCGAAGCACAGGAGAAAGCGAGCAAGCGAGCCGCAGCCAGCAACGAGGUCUCCGCCGAGUGAGAGACCUGUGCCGCGUUCUGCAGUUGCCACCGACGUUUGAGGACACGGCGGUCGCCUACUACCAGCAGGCGUACCGGCACUCCGGCAUCCGCGCCGCCAGGCUGCAGAAGAAGGAGGUGCUGGUUGGGUGCUGUGUCCUCAUCACCUGCCGGCAGCAUAACUGGCCGCUCACCAUGGGGACCAUCUGCACCCUGCUCUACGCAGACCUGGACGUGUUUUCCAGCACCUACCUGCAGAUGGUGAAGCUGCUGGGGCUGGACGUGCCGUCCCUGUGCCUGGCAGACUUGGUGAAGACCUACUGUAGCAGCUUUAAACUGUUCCAGGCCUCCGCCUCCGUGCCGGCCAAAUACGUGGAGGACAAGGAGAAGAUGCUGGCGCGAACUCUGCAGCUGGUGGAGCUGGCGAAUGAGACGUGGCUGGUGACCGGGCGGCACCCCUUGCCUGUCAUCACGGCGGCCACUUUCCUGGCCUGGCAGUCGCUGCGGCCUUCGGGUCGGCUGACGUGCUCCCUGGCCCAGUUUUGUAAACUGGCGAGCGUGGACCUGCCCUACCCUGCCUCCUCCCGCCUGCAGGAGCUGCUGGCUGUGCUGCUGCGGAUGGCCGAGCAGCUGGCCUGGCUGCAGGUCCUGAACCUCGACAAGCGGUCCGUGGUGAAACACAUCGGGGACCUCCUGCAGCACCGCCACACGCUGGUCCGGGCGGCCUUCCGGGACGGAGCUGUGGAAGCGGAGACCCGGGAGCCGGGACGGCAGGGGCCGGAGCAGGGACAGGGCGAAGAGGAGGCGGCGCCAGGUAGCUCCUCAGGGCUGCCUCAGCGGAAGCGGCCAGCCAGUCCUGCCCCCCUGCUCCCCCCCUGCAUGCUGAAGCCCCCCAAGCGGAUCCCUCCCACCCCGUCGGUGUCCACGGUCACUGGAGAUGAGGACAUUUCUGACAGUGAAAUAGAGCAGUAUCUGCGCACCCCCCAGGAAGUGCGGGAGUUUCAGAGAGCCCAGGCUUCGAGCCAGGCCACCAGGAGUGUUCCCAACCCGCCUUGACGCACAGCCAUGGUGGGACAGGAGCCUGGGGGUACCUCAUCUCGUCUGACCACAGCUUGGUGAUGGGCCUGUCAUCUGGGGAAGUGAGUGUCUGUGAGCACACAGGCGCUAUUUGUCGUUGGAAGGGAUGAGAGGGGCUCGGGGUAGGAGUCCAGAGUGCAGGGAGGGCUCAGGAGGGUGCUCCCUAUCCAUCGGUGCCGGGUGCGAGUUGCGUCUGCCCCUGGCCUGUGGGAUGCCUUUCUCUUCAGCGGUUGGGGACGUGUCAGUCCCUUGCUCCCGGUUUGAGUUGGACUCAGUGCUCCUGAGGUUUCUAGAGGCCCAGCGGGGCGUCCCUGCUGCCUGUGGAGCAGUUGGCAUUGCCAGCGGUGCCGGCGUUGGCCCUCUGAGCAGCAGGAGCCAGGGGAUUCUGGGGCCCGUGUCCUUUCCCAGGCAUCGGCAGGUUCGUGUGUAUGGUGUCAUGAGAUCCUGGGUCUCAUAACAAAAGGACCGUGGGUACACUAAGGUUAUAGCUUAA
Molecule: messenger RNA, 1835 nt
Organism: Lepus europaeus (European hare)
Lineage: Eukaryota; Metazoa; Chordata; Mammalia; Lagomorpha; Leporidae
Gene: BRF2
Product: BRF2 RNA polymerase III transcription initiation factor subunit
Exons: 4
Coding region: 59-1321 (420 amino acids)
Biological process (GO): transcription initiation at RNA polymerase II promoter; transcription preinitiation complex assembly
Cellular component (GO): transcription preinitiation complex; nucleus
Molecular function (GO): TBP-class protein binding; RNA polymerase II general transcription initiation factor activity
Source: RefSeq, a predicted model, not a curated record